UCUUCGAAUGCAACCCACAAAACGCAGCGACGGAGUCAUUCCUUCAGUGAAAUACUUAUUGAUUGCAUGCACUGUGCUUGUAGUACUGGUGGCCGUGAUUUGGUGUUGUAUGGGAGGGAAUUCUCCUUCUGCAAUGGCUACCCCAGCAGUUGUUGUUCAGUCUUCGAUAAAGCAAACUGCUACGGUUAUAUUUCUACAUGGGCUUGGUGACACUGGUCAUGGAUGGUCAGAAAUUUUUGCAAGACAAGCCAGAAUACCAUACAUCAAGUAUAUAUUACCUAAUGCUCCUAUACAGCCAGUGACAUUAAACGCAGGAUUUAAAAUGCCAUCUUGGUUUGAUAUACGGGGGUUAAGUCCAGAUAGUCCUGAGGAUGCAGAGGGAAUUAAGAAAGCAGCAGCUUCAUUGGAAGAAUUAAUAGAAGCAGAAGAGAAGGCAGGUAUUCCCAGUGAUCGUAUAGUAAUUGGUGGUUUCUCCCAGGGAGGGGCUGUGGCCCUGUAUGCCUCUCUGUCCCACAGAAAACCUCUGGCUGGUAUCCUGGGACUUAGUGCUUGGCUGCCUUUACACAAGCAAAUUCCUGGGGUUGUUAGUGAAGCCAAUAAAAAUAUCAAGAUAUUGCAAUGCCAUGGAACAGCUGACCCAGUAGUUCCAUUCAAAUGGGGCCAGAUGACCCAUGAAGCACUGAAAACCAUCACACCAAAUGCUGACUUCAAGCAAUAUGCAGGUGUCAUGCACAGCUCCAGUGAACAGGAAAUGGAAGAUGUGAAGUCCUUCCUGGAGAGUACAUUGCCUCCAGUAUGAUCUUCUUGUGGACAGCAUAGAGCAUCGGACAAUUGACACCAGAUAAACAUUAUUGUGAACAGUUCCAGUAGAGAUAAUCAAUAUGAAACAAAUUGAAACAGUAUUUCACAAUGACACACCAACAGUGACACCAUGGUCAAUAGCUAGACAUUUAUGUUUAUGUAGACGUUUAUUGUCAAAAUUCUUGAAAUAUCACUAGAGUGCUGUACACACUCUAGAUCUAUCUUGAUCAAUGACCAGGGUGUGGAGGCCAUUAAGUCCAUGACAUAUGUGAUACUUUGUCAGUACACUUUUGGCUAUUUUGAUGAUUUCUUAUUAGAAUCAUUGACACCAGUAUUUUGAAGAUCUUUUCAUAUCUAGUAGUAUGCGUUAAUGAUACUGCUGUACCGAUAUACUUACUGGUAUACAGAUAGACAACUGCUCUGUGCAAGAUAUUCCCAUGAAAAAUUCACACUUAACAAAUUUCCCUGGGGUAAACUGUAUUUUUUCCAACUAACAAAGCUUUGAUCCUCCUUGUCUGGCACUUGCCUUAAGUCUGUAACAAUCUGGGGAAAUUGAAGCCCUUAACCCUCUCUCGAGCAUGGAUUUUUCAAAUUGGGUGAUCACUUUGAGCAUGGAUUUCUGGGUUCUGCAUGAUCAAAAAAUUUAUCAAGACAGUUGUCAGGUGGCAGGGAUCAUCAGGUGAUAAAUUAGAUUAUUUGGCAGCAUUCAUUCAUGGCAUUUAUCUUUUAAAAUGGUUUAAAAACUAUUACUUGUUUUUACAGAAGUUCCUCUAGAAAUGGUUUGUGUCCUUUUAAGUUAAAGAUGAUUAACACCAUAUGCUUCAUCCCUAUAUUAGCCCGACUAUUUUGAGUCACCUAAACUGAGCCCUCACUCUUGACACAGCCACGCAAUAAACUUCUACCCAAAUAGUGGGAAGCAAACUUGCAAAAGCCAGUUAAACCACCUGUAGCAUACUUGCAUGUUGGGACCUCUCAAAGUGAACCAGUACAGCAGCAUUUCUAAGCAUACUGCUCGAUGUGAAAAGUCCUUACCAUAAAACAUUUAAGCAAAUUUAAGUAACUUGACAAUAUUACUUAUCAUUCAGAGGUCAUUCCCAAACUCUUCUUGCAGACCAUGUUAAUUUGAUAAUUAACAUUUUAAAAUCAUAUUUUGUUGGUGUUUAUGAUGGGUGGUUAGUUGUUCAGUGUUGAUGCUACAAAGUCAACAGCUAGGUACAGCAGGUUGCUGGAAACAAGAUCCAGCUAUGUAUGGUUCUGUGAGUAGAAAAAAUCCAAUCAUAUAUGGGGUAAGUAAGGUGACACAUAACAUGCAUAUAAUGAGGGUGGAUUGUAUGUUAAACUAAAAUGCAGCAAUGCUGGUAAACUGUUUCAGUUUGUAGUAUGUAUUUUCAGUGGCCUACAAUUAUGGGACAGUUUAAAAUAUCAAACAGAAUGUUAUGGGAUUUUAAAGUAUUAGAAAGGUUUCAAAUUAGAAUCAGAGUAAUACAGUAAGAUAUUAAUGCGUUGUGCAUAUGGUUUCAGCAGAUAAAACCCCAAGCUAGAGGAAAACAAUCCAUGUCGAGUUUCUUGAAAUUCCACUUCAAGUAAAAUUGUUCCUUUUUUUUUUUUUUUGAGAACACACAAAACAAGAAAAUAAUCAUGGUAGAUGUGUUUUAAAUAAUUCCAUUUUAUGUGCAUCUUUAGUGAUUUUUUCUUUAACUCCUCCUUCAUCUUGAAUCAUCAAUUCAUUUCUUCAUUAGCAGUGUUAAUGAUGACAGGGAUAUUUUACAAUAGUGACAGCUGUCUCAAAAUAUAUUUUGCCAACUUGGUCCACACCAUGAAAACUUAUGGCACAGAAAAAGUAAAAAAUCUUAACUUUGCAGUACAAGUCUGAAAUAUUUAAACCCUACACUCAAAUAUAUUUAGUAACUUCUGUUCAGUCAGCUGAUUAAGUUUAAGUACUGCCAUAUAACUGUCAAACAUCAAACAAGAAAUCUGGUGCAGACUCAUGAACAGUAUCUCUGGUUUAUUGUAAAAUUUAUGAAAUAAUUUAUGAUGAGCUAAAUAAAUACCUGUUACAUGUGUUA
Messenger RNA from Lingula anatina, 2867 nucleotides. RefSeq names its product acyl-protein thioesterase 1. Lineage: Eukaryota; Metazoa; Brachiopoda; Lingulata; Lingulida; Lingulidae. Gene Ontology annotation, molecular function: palmitoyl-(protein) hydrolase activity; carboxylic ester hydrolase activity. Gene Ontology annotation, biological process: protein depalmitoylation. Gene Ontology annotation, cellular component: cytoplasm. The record is from RefSeq and is a predicted model, not a curated record.